AUGGAAACUGACGUUUGUUGCUGGAUUUUCGAUUGUAGUGGUGUAGUUGGUGGAGCAAGCCUUUAUGUUCAAGUCUUCCAGGGUUGCGUGAGGAGCUUCGAAUUAUGGAGAAAAGGAGAAGAACUUGCUGAUGAAGCUGAAAUAUUCCAAGCAAGACUGGAAAUGCAAGCGGCAAAAUUGAAGACUUGGAGCGUGGAAUGGGGGCUAGACCGCGGCGCUAAUUCCAUGCAUCUCAAAGACAGGUGUUUCCAGGAGCACGGAGAUGUUGCGGUGAGAUACGUCGUUUUCAUCUAUCAUUUCCUGCAUGAGCUCGGAAAGCUGGGGCAGGAUUUCCCGGCAAUCUCUUCGGCCGGUAACACAUCCAUAUUCGCCGCCUCAUUCAUCACGAAACUGCUUAACAUGGCCAAUCCAAACUCGACAGAGCGAACAGAUCUCGAAGAAAAACUAAGAAGCGCACAGACUGCUGCUGGACUGAAAGAAAAAAUGAAGUGGGCGCUUAAUGACAGCGGGCCAUUGAAGGCUCUUGACCAGUUGAAGAGCUUGGUUGAUGAAUUGCUCGACUUUUUCACGCCCCCGAAAGUUCAUCCUGCAGCAAAACUGGCAUUGAGUAAUCUUUUGGCCACAAUGAGUCUAGCAAAGCUACAAGCAUUGAAGCUCACAGUCGGAUGA
Bipolaris sorokiniana ND90Pr is the source of this 669-nucleotide messenger RNA. RefSeq lists its product as uncharacterized. The record is from RefSeq and is a predicted model, not a curated record. The transcript has a single exon. Lineage: Eukaryota; Fungi; Ascomycota; Dothideomycetes; Pleosporales; Pleosporaceae. The coding region runs from base 1 to 669 and encodes 222 amino acids.